AUGUUAAACGAGAAAUAUGAAUCUUUACUUGAUCAAAAUCAAAAAAUUUUAAAAGAUACAUCAGAAGCAUUGAUUUCUAAACAACUUUUUAAAAAUAAUGCUGAAGCAGUCAUAUACUUCACUGGUUUACCAGAUUAUAACACCUUAUGUGCUGUGGUUGAACUUGUGAAAGAUAGUGCAAUUACUCCAUGUACUCUAAAUAGGUUUUGUCAGGUAGUUUUGUGUCUAAUGAAACUGCGUUUGGGAUCUGGAACAAUAGAUCUUGCGCACCGUUUUCGUGUUUCAAAAACAACUGUCUCAAGAUUGUUUCUUCACACGAUCAAUGUAUUUUUCAUUAAACUAUCACCAUUCAUUAUAUGGCCCGAACGGUCAGAAAUAAUAAAAACUAUGCCUUUUACAUUUAAAAGGAAAUUUGGAGAUAAAAUUACAAGUAUUAUUGAUUGCUUUGAGUUGUUUAUUGAUAGAUCUAGUAACCUAACAGCAAGAUGCCUAACAUGGUCAUCUCAUAAACACAACAAUACUGCAAAAUUUUUGAUUAGUAUAACCCCACAGGGUACAAUAAGUUUUAUUUCAAAAGGACGGGGUGGUAGAACAAGUGACAAAGUAAUAACGGAAAAUUGUGGUUAUUUGAAUAAGCUUGCUUAUGGGGACACUGUUAUGGCUGAUAGAGGUUUUAUUAUUGAUGAUAUUGUAGGGUCAUUCGGAGCACACCUGGAAAUUCCUGCUUUUACACGGGGAAAAGAUCAGCUUAGUGCUUCUGAAGUUAUCACAACACGUCAAUUAGCAAACGUUAGAAUACAUGUAAAAUUGUUAAUGAAAUAUAGAAUUAUUUGCUUUUGCAGCAAGUUUCUUUUUUACUUUUAA
Messenger RNA from Hydra vulgaris (swiftwater hydra), 864 nucleotides. The record is from RefSeq and is a predicted model, not a curated record. Lineage: Eukaryota; Metazoa; Cnidaria; Hydrozoa; Anthoathecata; Hydridae.